Striga hermonthica is the source of this 1965-nucleotide messenger RNA. The record is from the annotation of a GenBank genome assembly. Lineage: Eukaryota; Viridiplantae; Streptophyta; Magnoliopsida; Lamiales; Orobanchaceae.
AUGUCACAACAUAGAUGUUUCGCUUCCACAGCAACUGCAAAGAAGCCUGAACUGGGGAAUGAUGAUGAGGAUAACGACGAAAUGGAUGCAAAAAAGAGAAAGGAAGCUUCCCCAGAAGAAUGUGAUCAAGCUGUUGUUGGACUGAGUACUGCAAAAGCCAAAGCAAAAGCCAAAAAACUGCAAGAAUCCAAGAGCUUCUAUGUUCCAGUUUUAAAGAAGUUAUGGGCCACAUUUUUGGGUAUUGGUCCAGCUUUGAGAGCAGUGGCUUCAAUGAGCAGGGCAGACUGGGCCAAGAAGCUCGUCCAUUGGAAGAACGAAUUCGUGUCUACAUUACAGCAUUACUGGUUGGGUAGUAAGCUUUUGUGGGCUGAUGUGAGAAUCAGUUCGAGAUUAUUGCUGAAACUUGCUGGUGGGAAGAGUCUCUCCAGAAGAGAGAGGCAACAGCUCACAAGAACUACUGCUGAUGUUUUUCGGCUUGUUCCAUUUGCUGUUUUUAUCAUAGUUCCAUUCAUGGAAUUUCUGUUGCCUGUGUUUUUGAAGCUCUUUCCCAACAUGCUGCCAUCAACCUUCCAGGACAAGAUGAAAGAACAGGAAGCAUUAAAACGGAGGUUGCACGCCAAGAUAGAAUAUGCAAAGUUUCUCCAAGAGACUGUCAAAGAAAUGGCAAAAGAGGUGCAAAAUUCACGGAGUGGGGAAACUAAGAAGACAGCUGAGGACCUUGAUGAAUUUCUGAAUAAGGUCAGAAGUGGUGCCCGUGUCGCAAACGAGGAAAUUUUGGGAUUUGCUAAGCUGUUCAAUGAUGAACUCACACUAGAUAAUAUUAGCAGACCACGGCUUGUAAACAUGUGCAAGUACAUGGGUAUCAGCUCUAUUGGAACAGAUGCUUAUUUGCGUUAUAUGCUACGGAAGAGAUUGCAGAGGAUUAAAAAUGAUGACAAAUUGAUUCAAGCUGAGGGUGUGGAAUCUCUAUCCGAAGAUGAACUUCGUGAAGAUUGUCGUGAGAGGGGCAUGCUUGGAGUGCUUUCUGUGGAUGAAAUGCGCCAACAGCUGCGAGAUUGGCUAGAUUUAUCACUAAAUCAUUCUGUUCCAUCUUCACUUCUGAUCCUUUCCAGGGCCUUUACAGUAUCAGGUAAGGUGAGGCCCGAAGAAGCAGUUCAAGCUACAUUAUCGUCACUCCCUGAUGAAGUUGUGGAUACUGUGGGAAUUACAUCACUGCCAUCUGAAGAUUCGAUUUCUGAAAGGAGGAGGAAGUUGGACUUCCUUGAAAUGCAAGAGGAACUUAUCAAGGAGGAGGAAGAGAAAGAAGAGGAAGAACUAGCCAGGAGAAAGGAAAAGGAAUCUUCUGCUAGAGUAGAAGAUGAUGUGGCUUUGAAAGAGAUGCUCAUUUCAACUGCAAAAGAAGCACAAGAACGAGCUAGAGAAAAAGCAGUGGACAAACAAGAACAGCUUUGUGAACUUAGUCGUGCAUUAGCUGUUUUGGCUUCUGCUUCUUCGGUGAGCAGGGAGCGUGAAGAAUUCUUGAGGCUUGUCAAUAAAGAGAUUGAGCUUUACAACAGCAUAGUGGAUAAAGAUGGAACAGAUGGUGAAGUGGAAGCAAUGAAGGCAUAUAAAGCCGCUCGUGAUGAAAGUGAAGAUGGUGCUGAGGUCUCUGAGCAUAAUGUCGUCUCGUCUGCUCUUAUAGACAAGGUUGAUGCUAUGCUUCAAAAUCUUGAGAAAGAAAUUGAUGAUGUGGAUGCAAAAAUUGGUGAUCGUUGGCGUAUACUCGACAGAGAUUAUGACGGUAAAGUAACUCCCGAAGAAGUUGCAGCUGCUGCUAUGUAUCUGAAAGACACUUUAGGCAAAGAAGGGGUGCAAGAACUCAUCAGCAAUCUUUCUAAAGAUUCAGAUGGAAAGAUACUUGUUGAGGAUAUUGUGAGAUUGGGCAGUCGAGCAGGUGGCAACUCAUCCGAGCCUGAGGAAAUGUAG